Molecule: messenger RNA, 5525 nt
Organism: Lampris incognitus (smalleye Pacific opah)
Lineage: Eukaryota; Metazoa; Chordata; Actinopteri; Lampriformes; Lampridae
Product: zinc finger MYM-type protein 4-like
Exons: 31
Coding region: 59-5401 (1780 amino acids)
Molecular function (GO): zinc ion binding
Source: RefSeq, a predicted model, not a curated record
AGAGGGUAGGUGGGUGGGUGUUGUGAAGCGCGGCGUUUGCAACAUAAUUGAAAAAAACAUGGCGGAUUCUGAGGAAUUUCGACUCAAACGGGCCGAGCAUGAAGAGCGCCUUUCCAGAGUAUUUGAUGAAGUGAUGGGUUUGGGAGAGUUCGCCGACUCCUCCAGGGGCUCCGCCACCUCUUCCAGGAGUAGUGGACACGAGGAGUCAAAGGUGGUCGAGGAAGGGUCAAGCCAGGAGCAACCCAAACAGGGAGAGGAAAAUGGAGACGGCAACAGGGAAGACGAAAGGAUGGCCGAGCCAGAGGGAGAGACAAACUUUCCUUGCCUUGAAUCCCCUUCCCCAGAUGAGGGCUCCCCAUUCCUCAUGGGAACCAGCGAAGACAGAAGAGAGGAAAGUGGAGGGGCAGAAUUUGAUGAAGGGCUAGAAGGGCUUCCUGUGUACGGGGCUGAAGAAGAGGAAGACGAGGACUGGCACUUUGCCCUGCCAAUGGGUACCCUGGAAGAUGCUGAUGCUGACAAUAGCGAAAAGAGAAGCACCCAACUGGAAGACAAGAACACAAGCACCAACAAGCCUUUAGCUAGCACGCAGCGAGAGGAAGAGAGAGAGAAAGAUGGCGAGAAAGGCGGAGACGGCAACGGGUCUACCAGCGUCUCCAACUCGUCCCAGGACCAUGCCUCUGAGAACUGCCAAGGAAGAGGCGUUGAGAACCAGUCAGCAGAGAAAGGAGACAGCCAGCAGGCAGAGGGGUCAGCUGCAGCUCCUGUGGUGGACAGUAAUCCUCCCAUUCCUCCUGUCAUCAACAUUAAAGACGAGCCAGUCGACGAAGGCUACGACGCCGCUUUGCUGCCUCAGAGCUCCAUCAGACAGAUUAAAGAGGAGCUGGAACAUCAGGAGGACGAGCUCCGGAUCAGUUCUGUCUACUCUGUAGGAGGAGGGAAUACCUUUGUUUCCCCCACUGUACCAGCUCCUGGCCCAGUCCCCCAGCCAGCAGCCAUCUUUAUCCCUGGUAGAGGUGCUGUCCUGCAACCUACAGCCAUGGCAUCGCUCCCUCUCAGACCUCAACCUCCACCCGCUGCUUCACGUCCAAAUCUCGUUCCAGCACCUCUGGCCCCUUCUCAGCCCCCGGCCUCCAGUAGCAUACGCUGCAGUGGCUGCUUCAAGGUCCUGAUGAAGGGCCAGACGGCAUUUCAGAGAAAAGGGUCCACCCAGCUGUUCUGUUCCACAAUCUGCUUGACUGGUCACUUGCCUCCCACCAGCAAGGCCCGAGCCUGCUUCCAGUGCCACAAAGAGAUCACCCUACCCAAAGACAUGGUGAUGAUCCCAUUGGACUCCAACACCUACAUGCAUUUCUGUGGCCAGUUCUGUCUGUCCACGUACAGGAGGAAAGCAGCUGAUAAGCCGAUAGAAAAACGAAUCGAGAAACCACCUGAGAAACAGCAGGAGAAACAGACGGAAAAAGCCUUCUGCAGUGUUUGCAGAUCCUCCAAAAGGAUUGAACACGAGGUCAGCCAUCAGGGUCGCAUCCACAGACUUUGUAGUGAUGGUUGUUUCCUGGCAUGGCGGAAGAUGCGUCAGCUGGCCAUGAACUGCUGCGAGGGCUGUGGUCUGUACUGCAAGAGCAACUCGGGCUCCUGUCAGACCCUCACCAUCGACAGAUCACAGCUCAACUUCUGUAGUCCGACCUGCAUCAGCACUUAUAAACAGACCUGCAGGAAGAUGACUGAGUGUGCCAACUGUCACAGGGUAGUUCAAGUCUCCACCACUAUGAUGGAACGAGACCAGAAGGGCAAAAUUCAGCUCUACUGCUCAUCUGUUUGCAUAGAACAGAGCCGCCCACCCAGGCACACACUCACUGAUGCUGCGUUCCCCUGCUCCCAGUGUCGGGUCAUUGCUGUCCCUCAGUAUCAUCUGGCCAUGGUGGACGGCACAAUCCGCAACUUUUGCUCCUAUGAGUGUGUCAAUGAAUUCAGGAAGGCGAUGCACAACUCCAAAUCAGACCUGACCAACGGAACGCCCACCACCACCUCCUCCUCUUCCCUCAGGGACCUCUCCCAUAGAGACACGCUAAAAAUGAUGCCCUCGGGCGGUACCGGACCGGCCCCCGGUUCAGCCCGUCAGGAGCUCUCGUCCUCUGUCUCUCUCCCGGGCCGUCAUCCAAGUCAUACCUCUGUUCCCCCCUUGGUGCCUCCCUACCCUGUUCUGUCCUCCCCUUCUCCCUCUCUCUCUCCCUCAGCACCACCAGGCCAAGCCCAAAUCCAAACCCAGUCCAGGCUUCCUCCUGGACAAUGCCUCAGGCCAAGAGAUGGCGGAGCGAAUGAUUCCUCAAGAUUGACCUGCCAUCAGUGUGUCAAACAGUUCAUCACCAAACCUCUGCUGUUUAGUUACCAGGGUCGUAUGUCAUUGUUCUGCAGUAAUGCGUGCUGUGAGCAGUAUAAAAUCCAGAAAGACAUCUCGGCCCCAUGUGAGCACUGUAAGGUGGAGAAGGUCAUCUUCGAUGUGGUCACCUACAACCAACAGGACCUGUUCUUCUGCAGCGAGAGCUGUAAGCUUUACUUCAAACACGAUCUGAUGUCUCGUGAGAAAGAGCACCCCUUUCGUCCCUGCAGCUACUGCUCCUGUUUCGGGGAGAAGAUGAUCCACAGCCACUACGGCGGCAAGCUGGAGGAGUUCUGCAAGCCCCACUGCAUGUCCCAAUUCACGGUGCACUACUAUGGGAUGGCUCGGUGUGACACUUGUAGGAAGCAGGGCUACAUGGCGGAGAAGCUGAAGUGCUCCGGUUCGGUCCGAAACUUCUGCACCCUGCCCUGCCUUCUUCAAUACUGCUACCAACAUUUUAAUUCCAGCCAGCAGAUUAGCAGCAACGGUUCAGGCACAGGCCCUGCGCUGCCAGCAGCACGUGCUCCAACCCAGCCCCACCAUUCCUCCACCACGAAUUCCAUCAACGCUGACGUCGUCUCAUUGGCCAGCAGCUCCGCCUCCCAGCCCCAUGUGACCGCAGACACUGCCCUUACUGGAGCUCUUCCAACCUCCAACACCCAUGGCAAGAACAUAGACAACGCCAGUACCCAGACUGAUGCCAUGCGUGUACCGGUAGUCCGUCGGCGUCAAAUGAAGAACAAGUCAGUCCUAUGUCGCCCGUUCACCUUGGACCAGGGAAUCCUGUGUCAGCUGCCUGCACCACCCAGCGAAUCAACAGCUCAGCUAGCCAGCCCCUCGCGGCCCGCUGAGUCGUCCGCCGAACCAUCCACAUCUGCAUCUCCACUGCCAGUGCCGCAACCUGAGGGAGGUACAGGACCGUGUGCAGGCCUCCCAGCACGCCUAAUAGGACGCCAUUUCCUGGGCAAGAGGGAGACUGGCAACCCCAACUGCAAGGUCUGCUCAAACCACAAGAGGAAGAGAGAAGAGGAGGAGGAGGGGGAGAUGAGGAAGAGAGGAAAGAUGGAGGAGAAGUUGGGGGAGAGCAAGGAAAAAGAGAAGAAAACAGAGGAAAGGGAAAAAGAGGCAGAAGACAAGAAAAUGAACUCAGGUGGUGAGAAACACGAGGAGAAGAAGGAGAGCGGAGGGCAGGAGAAAGGUUGUGAGCAGGAGAAUGGAAUAGGGAGGACACAGACUUUGUACUUUUGUAAGACGUGUCCUGGAGAGCCCAGCCUGUGUCCCGUGCCCUGCUUUGAGCUCUACCACACCAGACUGAUCUACAGACCAGUUCCUGAUCUGGAAACACCAGACUUUCUAUACGCUCACAUCAAGGACGUCGACACGUCUCAGGCAUCGCUCAGUCCUCCAGUCAGAGAGGAAAAGGUGAAGUUGGUGAUGGUGCCGGUUGCAGUGCCAGUUUUCAUUCCUGUGCCUAUGAACAUGUACUCCCAACACACGCCUGUUCCCAUGGCGAUGCCCUUACCGGUUCCAGUUCCCAUAGUGAUACCUCGACAAAACAAGGAAGUGAAAGAUGCUGCUGUCCAAUCAGAGCCCUGGAAUGCGGGUGGGGAGGAAGCGGAGAAGAACAGUGCCAUUACCUCUGCAGACCAGGACAGUAAUAACAGCGGAGGCCUGAAGUCAGAGGUGGUCAGCUCUCCGAGUCUGGAGGAUGAGACAACUCGAAGGGAAGGUCUUACAGUACAAGCAGUGACCGAAUGUAAAGAGGAGGGCAUGGACUCUGACCAGAGACCCACAAAUACCCAGGACAAGGGGAGCUCAGACACAAACGAAGCUCCGGUGGAUACCCAGACAAAGGGGAGUAUGGCGACAGGUGAUUCCCCCAGCACCAGCACCGAGUAUCAGCCCCUGUCUCCUCCUAUGAUGGACUUGGAGGCCGACUUUCCAACUGAAUUGUUGGAUCCCGAGUCAUCUGCUCCACAGCGAGGAGUGAAGAGACCCAGAGAAGGCUUCUCUUAUCGGAAAAGGGGUCGAAGGCGUGCUGGAUCUUUGGACCGCAGUGCCAUGGUGUCUAUGGCUCGCUCCAAACUGAACUAUCAGUAUGGGGUCAAAGCCUGGAAGAGCUGGGUCCAACAGUGCAACAGACACACAGAACCACAGGACUCCCAUUCGCAGGUGUUUAAGGAGGACGUCCUCCAGUGGGACUCCACAGAGCUGAGCUACGGUCUGUGUCGCUUCAUCAAAGAGGUCCGACGCCCAAAUGAAGAGGUCUACACACCUGACAGCAUCUUCUACCUCUGUCUGGGGAUACAGCAGUACCUGUUUGAGAAGGGCCGUAUCGAGAACAUCUUUACUGAUGAGCUGUACAGCCAGUUUAGCACAGAGAUCACCGACAUGCUGCGACAGUGGAAGCCUCAACUACUACAAAGCUGUGUUGUCUCCUCCCGUGUGGAGGAGGCCUUCCUGUGGGAUUGUAAGCAGCUGGGUGCCUACUCCCCCGUGGUGCUUCUCAACACGCUGCUCUUCUUCUGCACGAAGGCCCUCCGCUUCACUACGCUGGCCCAACAUCGAUGCCUCUCCUUCGCCAACUUCACCCGCCACUCCAGACCCUGCGGCCACACCGCCAAAGCCCACUACCUCCGAUACCAAGCAGCCAGCGUUAAGCCACCCAAGCGAGCCCGCAGUGAGACGGAAUGUUCUAAGACGAGUCUCCAGGAGGAAGAGGGAGACAUGGAGAUGCCAGAAAACAUCUCCAACCCACUACGCUGUCCCGUCAGACUCUAUGAGUUCUACCUCUCCAGAUGCUCCGAGUCCAUGAGGAAGAGAACCGAUGUGUUCUACCUGCAGCCUGAACAGACCGUUCACACAGACAGUACCCGCUGGUUUACUUCUGAGCCGCUACAAGACGGCAUCUUACAGAGCAUGCUCACGCGCAUCCUGGCUGUCCGAGAGCUGCACCAGGGCCAGGGAGCCGCUCGGCAGCUCGUCUCACCGUCGCCGCAUGCUGACGAAGGCGGCUCGCGUUGACGAUGCGACGUCGUGGUCGCACACAUCCAACCAGCACCACCACAUCUGUUCACGGGCGGAGGAGAAAGAGCACGUCAUUAAACAGUCUUCCCUGCAUCGGUGGUGACCUUUUCCAGCGAAGGGA